UCCUCUCCGGGCAAGAUGGCGGGGGGCGAGGCUGGUGUGACUUUGGGGCAGCCGCACCUUUCUCGGCAAGAUCUCGCUACUUUGGAUGUUUCCAAGUUGACGCCACUUUCACAUGAAGUUAUCAGCAGACAAGCCACAAUUAAUAUAGGUACAAUUGGUCACGUAGCUCAUGGGAAAUCUACAGUUGUAAAAGCUAUUUCUGGAGUCCACACUGUCCGUUUCAAAAAUGAAUUGGAAAGAAAUAUUACAAUCAAACUUGGCUAUGCUAAUGCUAAGAUUUAUAAACUUGACGACCCAAGUUGUCCUCGGCCAGAAUGUUACAGAUCCUGUGGAAGCAGCACACCCGAUGAGUUUCCUACAGACAUUCCAGGGACCAAAGGGAACUUCAAAUUAGUCAGGCAUGUUUCCUUUGUUGACUGUCCUGGCCACGAUAUUCUGAUGGCUACUAUGCUGAACGGUGCCGCAGUGAUGGAUGCCGCUCUUCUGUUGAUAGCUGGUAACGAGUCUUGUCCUCAGCCUCAGACAUCUGAACACUUGGCUGCUAUAGAAAUCAUGAAACUGAAGCACAUUUUGAUUCUACAAAAUAAAAUUGAUUUGGUAAAAGAAAGCCAGGCUAAAGAACAGUAUGAACAGAUCCUUGCAUUUGUUCAAGGUACAGUAGCAGAAGGCGCUCCUAUUAUCCCAAUUUCUGCUCAGCUAAAAUACAAUAUUGAAGUUGUCUGUGAGUACAUAGUAAAGAAAAUUCCAGUACCCCCAAGAGACUUUACUUCAGAACCCAGACUUAUUGUUAUUAGAUCCUUUGAUGUCAACAAACCUGGCUGUGAAGUUGAUGACCUUAAAGGGGGUGUAGCUGGUGGUAGUAUUCUAAAAGGAGUGUUAAAGGUGGGCCAGGAGAUAGAAGUCAGACCUGGUAUUGUUUCCAAAGACAGUGAAGGAAAACUCAUGUGUAAACCUAUCUUUUCCAAAAUUGUAUCGCUUUUCGCAGAGCAUAAUGAUCUUCAAUAUGCUGCCCCAGGAGGUCUUAUUGGAGUUGGAACAAAAAUUGACCCCACUUUGUGCCGGGCUGACAGAAUGGUGGGGCAAGUACUUGGUGCAGUUGGAGCUUUACCUGAGAUCUUCACAGAAUUGGAAAUUUCCUAUUUCCUGCUUAGACGGCUUCUAGGUGUUCGCACUGAAGGAGACAAGAAAGCAGCGAAAGUACAAAAGCUGUCUAAGAAUGAAGUGCUUAUGGUGAAUAUAGGAUCCCUGUCAACAGGAGGAAGAGUUAGUGCAGUCAAGGCUGAUUUGGGCAAAAUCGUCUUGACUAAUCCUGUGUGCACAGAAGUAGGAGAAAAAAUUGCACUUAGCCGAAGAGUUGAGAAACACUGGCGUUUAAUUGGUUGGGGUCAAAUAAGAAGAGGAGUGACAAUCAAGCCAACAGUAGAUGAUGACUGAAGAAUUAAAUAACAGAUUUGGAUGAAGUUGGAAUUUCUCUUAACAACCUAGGGGUAUAUUUUCAGAACAAUACUGGGAAAGUAAUUUCACAGCUCAUUACCUUAGUAGUAGCUGUAAGGUUAUUCUCAUUUUUUGGUGAUGAAAAUUUAACCUCUAGUACUGAAAUAGAGCCUACAAUCAAUGUAGAAAUUAGCAUCAUGUUGGAUUGAAUUUACAUUUUACCAGAAAUUAAUCAUUCCCAAAUAAUGUCUAAUUUAUAUGUCAGUGCAGAUUUGAAAGGAAACUGCUACAACCAGACUUUGCUGUAGUAGACAUACCACUGAACCUGUUUGAAAUAAAGUCUUUGUUCUUAUUUUUCAUGAUUCAUCUUUGAGUAGCUCCAGGUUUGAAGGAUUGUUGUAGCAGUAAAAACUUGACAAAUUUUUAAAGACCAACUUCCCUUUCCCCAUAUUUUAUGUUGCUGUAUUUUUUUUUUAAUUUUGAGUGAAAAUAGAUUCAAAUAAAAUUAUCCUUUCAGGCAUGAGGGCUUGUUUCCAUGGACAUGACCUUUCUCUCCCCUUUCCCUUUCUGGACUAGAGCACAGGAAACUAGAGCCCGAAGUUUUCAGCUACUCCACCUGGUGCCCUGCGAUUGUCUCUGCAUUGCUUUACGCCUGAAACCCUGCAGCCUUCUCCCAUUGGAAAGUAUUGUAAACACCAGUUGAUUUUAGUUAAGUAGCAAAGAUCUUUCCAGGCUUUAUUUUAUGUUUUAUCUUAGCAGCCUAAUUGAUAAGAUUAUGAUAUAUAUCCUAAUAUUAGUAAUCUUUGGUAGUUCGAGGAGGUAGCAAAGGGUGAGCCCUUUGGGUUUUAACUUACUCUCCCUUUUCCUAUACUUUUCCUGUGCUGUGCAUUUUAAUUUUGCUUAUUUUAUCUUUCAUAAAAUUCUGUUGAAGCAGUGGUUCUUAACGGGCUGAUACUAGCAUUGUUGGAGAAGUUUUUUAUUUUUUUUAAAAAGUGCUCCAUGGAGAUUCUGGUUUUAAUCGGCUUUGGAUGGAGCCCAGGCGUUAUUUUUUUUUAAAGCUCCCCUGUGUUGAAAAACAAAUUUAGAGAGUCGAGAAGUAGGUUUGUCAAAUAACACAGAUUCUUACUAUGGGUAGUCUGAUAAUACUCUUUAUUUUUCUUAAAUUUGCAUUUCAUGUAGGACUUGAUGCCGCAGUUGUAGCCUUGUGCUCUUUUGGGCAUUGAACAUGCUGACAUGUAGAAGUUUAAAAGCUCUGACUCUGGUUGUUAACAUAAGUUUUGAGGAAGCAUAUUAAUAUUACAUAGUUGCUUGACUUUGAAAGGUUGCAUUAUAGCAUGAGAAACACAGUUUAAUGAAGCAAAAUUUUAAUCCAAACUUUGAUUUUAUGUCUAACCUAAGCACCUUCUACCUGAAGUUCUGGAGUAACAUAAGACCCAAGUUGACUUGUUUAUUGUAAUUAAUCUCAUGUCAGAACUAUUUCAGACAUGCACAUGACUUUCAACAAAUUUGCAAAGCACUGUAA
Messenger RNA from Odocoileus virginianus texanus, 2956 nucleotides. Lineage: Eukaryota; Metazoa; Chordata; Mammalia; Artiodactyla; Cervidae. The record is from RefSeq and is a predicted model, not a curated record.